This is a messenger RNA of Betta splendens (Siamese fighting fish), 5811 nucleotides long. RefSeq names its product pleckstrin homology domain-containing family A member 4 (gene plekha4). The transcript has 24 exons. The coding region runs from base 1654 to 5418 and encodes 1254 amino acids. The record is from RefSeq and is a predicted model, not a curated record. NCBI's taxonomy places the organism in Eukaryota, Metazoa, Chordata, Actinopteri, Anabantiformes, Osphronemidae.
UCUUAUUAUGUCUUAUGGAAAUACAUAUAGAAACACAAUUAUAGCAAUUAACUUAACUAGAGUUUUAUUUUCAUUUGCUGGACAAAGUUAAAUAAUUAUUCUUGUGCAAACAAAGACUGAUUUUUUUCUCAGCUUUGCCAGGCUGUCUUCCUUCCCCCACCAACUUUUAACCUCUCGAAGCUCAGUGUCAUCGUGUUGCUAUGUGGUGCAUCCCUGCUCCUUCGGGUUCACCUCUCGGUGGCACAGGUCAGACGCUCGGUGAUGAUUAGGAGGCGCACGGACGCCGCAGACGUGCAAAUGUUUUCGUUGACGGAGAGACGGGACAUUUUCCAUCGCGGCGCAUUCAACGUGCUCGGUGGCCAACUUCACAUGAUGCGCCGCCAUCCACAAAGCGCACUCUGUGUGGGGCACAGACCCACCGUUUGUCCUCCCCCCCAUCCCUCUUUAGCAUUUUAAGCCUUCUCCUCCCCGAGCGGGUGACCCCCACCGACCGAGAAGGAGAUUUUCUAAAUAUUUCACAACUCCCACGGAACCCCAGUGGCUAUGAGGUUGUUGGUCCCCGCUCUCAUCUCUCACAAAGACCGGCUUGUCUCCACUCAUUGGCUGCGUAUCGCUGGUAGAAGGCUGUGGUCGAUGUCGACAGAGAUUGCGGAUACCGAACCAACCGGGUCACCCACGAGUGCUGAUGGGGGCUCAGCGUGAGCUCGUUCUCAUGAAUCCUUAUCAUCAAGUUCAUCUGUGUUAAUAAUAACUGUUUCAGAAUCAACUGAUAUUAUUAUUAGAUUUAUUUUCUUAUAAAUAUAGAGAGAGUGUAAACACAACUCAUGCUAUAUAAAAAAUCUACUUCAUAAUAUAUUAAUAGAUAGAUUGAUAAAAGACUACAUGGAAAUAUACAAUUAUCAAGAAAAGAGUGACAGACUCUAUAUAUAUAAGAGCAACAGGGGUUUUAAAGCAGGUGCCAGUGCAGGAAACAUGCUACAGUUUGACCCAAGGUGCCAAACAUGCAGAUGAACCCUGAAGCGACAGCUUGAGUCAACGCAGAACGCACACCUCCCAGGAAGGGAGCUCCACCCCAGCUACGUAUUCGUCUAGUCAACAUACCACUUUAUUUAGGUUUUUCCGUCCCGCAGCCGUCCAGGCUGCAGUUCUGGAGUUCGGGACGCAUUCCAAGUCCCGCUUCCCAUAGCGGCCCCGGCCCCUGCUGCCAGAUUGGUUUUCACACAGUCCCGGGCCCCUCCCAGCCACCACGGCGAUGCAGCUGUCACCUGUCACUUUCAUGGCGGGGAUGCGCUUCGGGCCCUGUUGCGGCUCAGAAUAGAAUUGUGGGAGAGCUUUGCUGGAGGUGGGUGAGCACAACCCUACGAGAGUCUAUGAGAGAAUGAGCAGUUGACCGGGGAAAACAUCUCAACUAUAUGGGAAUGUGGAAUAUGUGUGUUUGGAGGUCACGGGGUGUUGUUCAGGGGAGUGACUGCCUGCUUCUACAGGGACAGUGCUUCACGAUUGUUUGAUGGCCGUCCACCCUGAGCCUUGAUCUGCCCGAGGUUUCUUCCCCUCCACCGUUGCCUAGUGACCUUCCUCUGAAGUUGAAUUUUUCUCCUCUCAUGUUGUUUAUUUUCUGCUAUAUGGAUUACCGUGUCUCUCUUCCCUUGCAGAAUGGACGACCAGGACCGAGUAAGCCAAGCGUCCAGCGUAGCUACUAUCUCCUACUUCCCAGUCAAGGAAAGUGAUGGCAAGGUGCAAACAUUUGGUAAAAGAUGCCAGGCUGCCAGGAGAGACCCCAACUGCCCUGUGGUCAUUAGAGGAUGGCUGAACAAAAAGGACAGCUCUGGCUUGAAACUGUGGAAAAGAAGAUGGUUUGUCCUCUCCAACUACUGUCUAUUUUACUAUAAAGACAGUCGAGAGGAGUCCGUGCUGGGCAGCAUCCCUCUGCCCAGCUACAAGAUCCUGUUCUGCACCCCGCGAGAAUGCAAGAACAGAAAGUUCACCUUCAAGGUGGUGCACCAGGGGAUGCGCUCCUAUUUCUUCAGCGCUGAUACUCAGGAAGACAUGUUAGGGUGGGUUCGAGCCCUCACUCAGUCUGCAGCGAUGGAGGCAGACAGCUCAAUGACCAGGCGCUGCUCCAGCUAUCAGGAUUUCACACAGAUCGGUGGCAGCAGUGAAUCAGUGGAUUCCCCCAGAUCCCCCUCUGAUGGAGAGGGUCCGACCCCAAAGCACAGGCACGUCAGCAGGACUCUGAGCGAACCCAGCCAGCUCGCCGGCAGGAGGCCGGGCGCGCACUCGGAGCAAAGGGGCCGACAGGCUGCGCGCCACCGAAACAGCAGCCCUUCAAACAGGACACCCAGCCCUCGGGAGCUCAGCAGAAGAAGAGCUGGUGGUUCGAUCCAAGAGGGGGAUUCACCACCCGCACACGCGGAUAUGAUGGGAACAGGUUCUUUGACCUCCAGAGGUCAGCUGGGGUCACGGCCUCAUACCCCAGUGGGAAGGGUUGACAUUCGACCCCACGACGACCCGCUCAUGAUUCCACAGACACUGUAUUAUGCACCUGCCUCACCUAAGCUUGAGUUCAAAUCUACUCCUAAUACUCCAGUGACAGAAAGGUGGCAAAAUCUGAGCAAGCCUACGCCUACAUAUGGGUCAGUCCACCACCUCCCAGGUGGAAGAAAACCUUUAGGAAAGAGUUACACCACAGGGGCACAUGCAGACUUACUGCCCCCUUUACCCCCCUCAUCGAGAGCCGCACACGCUCCUCACCACCCACACCACCACCAUCACCACCAUCACCACCACCCCAGCCAUUUAUCAGUUUGUGUGCUCCCGCCAGCUAUGGCCCCAAAGUCUGACCCGAGGGAAGCGCCAGCAAUCAGACCCCUCGAAAGCGAUGCAGAUGCUGUGUUGACCAGGUUAUGUGGUUGUGCCAAGCUGCUACAGUCUCUGUCUGUGGAACUGGACCAGCUGCAAAUGGAUAAGGACGGGGUCCACUGUGCGUUAGAAGUGUCCAGACUGCAGCUGGAGGAGUGGCAGGGCCACGGGUCCCGAGCCCAGGAGGAAGCUCUGACCCAGAAGGCUUUGCUUCAAGAAGAGCUGGUCACCAUCCGGGCCAGAAUGUGUGACGUGUCGGUGGAGAUGGAGAGGGUGUGGAGUCAGUAUGAGAGGAUGGAGAGUGAACUGUCUGUGAUCCGCUCACACCUCCAGCACAUCUGUAACUUUGGAAUGCCACAGGAGCAGUCUCAGGCUCAGAGAGAGUUGUGGAUGAUGGAGGACAUCCUAGCGGGGCUGAAGCUCAACAGGGACCACUUCUGUUUUCUGCUGGGGCUGGAGAGGCACCACAUGUUCCAGCCACAUCCUGGGUCCCCCGGCUCGCCCACAGAGAGGCUGCUGAACGAACUGCCAAUGGACAUGGAGCUAGAGCCACCAGCCCGCCCACCACUACCUCAGGAGCUACAGGAAGGCCUUCAGAGCGGGGAUCAGGGUUACGGAUACACAGAACUGCUGUCUGAGGGACCAUAUGGACACAUCGUUGGUCCUGCACACACAAGAGGGAGCAGCCAGCCUAACCUCCUGAAUGUAAAAGCGCAGAAAGAAUUAUCUGACCCUCAGCCUGGUUCAAAGUGGAUCCCACUAGAAACAACCAACCAAACCAAGAAGAUUAAAAUGAGUGGGGAAGAGCAGAUUGAGAGGAUGAAGAAGAAUCAGGAGAGGCUGAUUAACAAGAAGAAACCUUGCUUAGGUACUCCAGGACUCCAGACUCAAACUGAAAGCCAGAGUUCAGAAACACGAGAGGAGGCGCCCUUCCCUAUAAGGGUGACCCGAGUGGUCACGGCCGUACUGCCAACCUCUCUCGUGGCCAGACGGGUUUCUGUCGAGGACCCACCGGUUGAGCUCGAUGCUCGACUGCCUGAGCAGAUCCCCCCGGAGAUGCAGCAAAGUCAGGCUGAGCAGAGUAAAAUGCUGAACAGAUCGCCCAAGCGGCUGCUGUUGGAAAGCCCUGAUCAGGCCCGGUGCUCAAAAACGGGCAGACAGCGACACCAGGAAGUCCUGAGGUCCUUCAAGAACGAGUCAAAGCCAGAUAUGAGCAGGAAUAACGCUCCAGACCAAGCAGGUUCAGCAGCUGAAGGCACAAGCUCUGACAGCAGGGUGGAGGAACGGGCCUCUGCCCUUUUGACCUCUGACAUGGACCCCGACCUUGGUCUGACCCCUGAGCAGCGUGAGGCCAAACUCAGACGGGUGGAGCGGAUACGGGAGAGAGUCAUACGAAGUACAGUCAGGGAGAAAGCUCCAACGUACGGUCAAAGCCCCGUCAUGGCGGAGCGGCAGCAGAUUCAGCAGGCGUCCCCUGGCUCAUUAAGAAACCAAGGCAUGGACUCAGGUCAGAAAUCCAGUGGGGAUAGCAUCAGCUAUCCUGCAAAACCCCCGUUUUCUAAUCAAACAACCCAGGUCGAAGACAGAAGAGGUGGAUGUGGAAAAAGGCCAGAAAGUCAAGUUAAGUUUGGGAACAAACCGCAGCACAAAGGCCACAGUGUCAGAACCAAAAGCAAACGCCCAGCUUCGCCGUAUCACAUCUCUUCUAUGACUGUCUACCAGAAGGAUGGAGGCAAAGGCUUUAUGAGAUACCAUAAUAAAGAGGGGAAAAAGGUGGAAGACCCUGCUGUUGCUGCUGCUGAUGACGAAAAUAGUGUUUCUUCCGACCUGAGAGCGAAAUGGUUCCUCUCCACCAACCAGUGGCAGGGUUUUAUUCCUUUGCAGAUCCCUGGUAUGGACCCGCUGUGCAACGAGGAGGUUCCAGACCACGACAGUCAACCAGCUGGACCUGAAGAUGUGACCGAUUCCACUGAAAUGUCGUCCGCAGUGAGCGAAAGCUUGGAGAAAAUGAGAGAGAACCAUUCGCUUUUCUAUAAGAUCGCCUGCGAUAUCAGCAUUUCAGACACAGACAUAACAAAUAACGAUGGGAAUGUGAAUCCGCAUGCGUCAUCUAAGAUAGAAGAGGGGGAAAAAUGCUCAGUCGUGGAAUCUGCACCCGAGGAAGAAGCAAGUAAUGCUGGCAGAUCUUCUAACCAAGGCAGCGAGGAGUCCAGUUCAGCUUCAUCCUCUAAUAACAAUAGCGGCGGUGCAGGAAAAGAGUUACAUGUUUAUGAAGAGAUCCCCCAAAAAGAGGGUGAGGCCGCGUCAAGGCUGGAAAACCGAGGAACUCCCCACGAAGCUUCUGCCUCUGCAGAUGCUGAUAAUGAUCAGGCCCUGCAGGGAUGUGAAGAGCCAAGAAGAGCGCAGGUGGACAAGGAGCGACGUGAGGACCUGAAGAAGUCCAGGAGCUUCAGCGAGGAGAACGAACGGGGCGGCGGCGCCGCGCGCGGGGGAGGAAGCGUGAGCCGGAGCGCCUCCUUCGGGAAGACGCGACUCACGGUGUUGAGGACGAGCCUGUAGACGAACGAACAGGGGGAGGACGAGGACACGGCGCAGUUAUUUAUGGUAAAAUGAGUGUAAAGACAUUAAACUGACUGUGAUUUAGAAAAAGUAAAAGGGGAACAUACAGUGACCUGAAAAUUAACACUAUUAUUAUUAUUAGUUGUUUGCUUUAGAUAAAGAAUAAGUAAUACAAAAUAUAUAUAAGAUAAUUAAGUUUACUGUGAUCGAAUACGUGUUUGCUGUUUGCAGUUAACACUUUCAUUCCUCUUCGAACAUGUGUGUAACAUAAGGUCGACCUCAUGGACGGUGGCUGCUUUUGAAUGGAACAUAACCCCGCUGUUCACGCUGUAACGCCGUGUGUCUUGUAUUUAAAUGUCCUGAUUAAUAAACGUGCUGUGUGCCACACAUCCA